This is a messenger RNA of Dermochelys coriacea (leatherback sea turtle), 2237 nucleotides long. RefSeq names its product coagulation factor VII (gene F7). Gene Ontology annotation, molecular function: serine-type endopeptidase activity; calcium ion binding. The record is from RefSeq and is a predicted model, not a curated record. The transcript is spliced from 8 exons. Gene Ontology annotation, cellular component: extracellular region. Lineage: Eukaryota; Metazoa; Chordata; Testudines; Dermochelyidae. Gene Ontology annotation, biological process: blood coagulation; proteolysis. Bases 766 to 2079 code for a protein of 437 amino acids.
CUCUGUGUUUUGAUACCAUUAGUCCUUGAUAUACAUGAAUUCAUAGGAAUGCUUAUUUUCCAGAUACAUCUUUAUCUGUUGAUUCAGUCAAACUACUACAAUUAUUAAUGAAAUGGAAUUCUGCUCCUCUCCUCUUAUUUUCUUUCCAGUAUAACUUAAAUCCUUUGUGUAGUAAUACCUGGUAAAAAGGUACACAGCUCCUUCACAGAAACAAAAAGAGAGCAAAGCAGAACCUGGUAUUUCUUGUUAGUUGAUUAGUGUCGCAAUAUAAAGUCAGUCAGCAGUUCAGGGUUUUCACUGGGAACCAAGAAGAAAAAUAACAUGGUAUAUUUUAAAGCAUCAACAAUGUGACCACGUUCAAAGAUACUGCAAAUCUUUAUCUUGACCCCAAUCAGCCUACUCUUGGCUUUCUGAUUCACCUGCAAAUAUCUCGGAUGGCUAUAUACAAAAUGUAAUGUUGUGCUAUUCAGGCUGAGGCACUUACGUUUCACUUUUAAUAGCAUUCUGGGUUGUUAACAAGAACACACUGCAACAUUCACAAUAAUCAGCAUGGCCUUUGCACACUGUGAAUAGGAAUUCUUCUUAACCAAGAUCUUUUCCUAUUUUUAAAGAGAAUGUAUUAAGGGAUUUGUUUUAGUUUCUUCGUGAAUAGAAUUAUUUGCACGAGUUUCAGCUCUCUCUGUUUAAUGAUUCCCAACCCCUCCUCUAGCUCAAAGCCUUUGAAACAGAGAUCUUUCACCAUGCAGUUCUUGCUGAAAUGUCAACAUGAUAUUGGGACACUGGCAUUUCAGUGUCAUCAUGGUUUCCAACCACUACUUGGUUUUGCUUCUCUGCUUUUUGCUGCUGCUUCCUCCUUCGCCAGCUGCAGUCUUCUUAAUGCAGGAGCAGGCAAACAGCGUGCUGAAAAGACAAAGAAGAGCGAAUAGCCUCUUUGAAGAGUUAAAACUUGGGUCGCUACAACGGGAGUGCUUUGAGGAAACGUGUUCAUAUGAGGAAGCCAGAGAAAUCUUUCAAGAUGAUAAAAGGACAAUGGAAUUCUGGAAGAAUUAUGUUGAUGCCAACCAGUGUGACUCUGAUCCCUGUCAGAAUGGUGGGACAUGUGUUGACCAAUUUCAGGCUUAUGUUUGCCUUUGCCCUGAGGAGUAUAAGGGCAAAAACUGUGAAAAAGGUCUGAAUGACACACUGAAGUGCAUUCAUGAAAAUGGUCACUGUGAACAUUAUUGCAUUGACAGUCCAACCAUGAUACGACAAUGCUUUUGCUCAGAUGGCUACGUGCUAGCAAGUGAUGAAGUGUCCUGUACUCCUCAAGUGGAUUACCCAUGUGGGAAAAUACCCAUUUUGGCAAAGCAAAGUGCAAGUCAGCGGGGGAGAAUUGUAGGUGGUUAUGUCUGUCCUCCAGGCGAGUGUCCGUGGCAGGCUCUGCUAAUAGAGAAUGAGAAACAAAAGUGUGGAGGUUCACUGCUGGCGCCGAGCUGGGUGGUUACUGCCGCUCACUGCUUAGAGAACACACAUCCCAAACAGCUCCAAGUAAAACUGGGUGAACACCGAAUAGAUCAUGAGGAUGAAGGGGAACAAGAAAGGAAGGUUUCUGAAAUCAUAUUGCAUGAAAAAUACAUUCCAGGAACAACUGACCAUGACAUUGCCCUGCUGCACCUGGAGUCACCUGUUAACUUCAGUGAUUAUGUGGUACCGAUAUGUUUGCCUGAGAAACAGUUUGCAACAUCUGAGCUGUCCUCCAUUAGAUUCUCCACAGUGAGUGGAUGGGGGCGUCUAAUAGAAGGAGGUGCUACUGCUGCUGUUCUUAUGAGAAUUGAUCUGCCACGUGUAAAGACACAAGAGUGUAUUCAGGAGACCAACUUAAAUAUUACAAAGAACAUGUUCUGUGCAGGAGACCUCAGUGGGACUAAAGACGCCUGCAACGGGGACAGCGGCGGACCUCAUGCCACAAAGUACAAAAACACCUGGUUUCUGACAGGGAUUGUCAGCUGGGGGAAGGGUUGUGCUACUGAAGGCACUUACGGGGUUUACACAAGGGUGUCUACAUAUAUCGAAUGGUUAAACAAUCACAUGGAUUCAUAAGCUGCCAGGCUUCCUCUAGUCAGAAUGUUUCCAAACUGCAGAGUUAUCUGAGUCCCACCUGGGACACUUCCUUGUUUGGCAUUCUUUCAGGAUCUUAAAUAAAUUACGCACACACUGAAAUAAUGAUUUGAAACCAAUCUCUUUUCCGUUCAGUCACA